This is a messenger RNA of Stylophora pistillata, 2540 nucleotides long. RefSeq lists its product as uncharacterized. The record is from RefSeq and is a predicted model, not a curated record. Lineage: Eukaryota; Metazoa; Cnidaria; Anthozoa; Scleractinia; Pocilloporidae.
AAAUUCUACAAUUCCUCUUAAAAAAGGGCAUAUCUGUGGGCACAGGAGAUGGGAUGGAGCGAGGUACUGGGAACGAGAGCACUUAAAGCUGACAUCUAUCAAGAGAUCCUUUUGAUCUCUUAUAGCUAUCAAUUGUAAGCAGAUUUUCGUUUGAAGGCAAACUUCCAAAGGAUGGAAUUUCGCUGCUGCUUUCCAGACCGUUCCAGAUUUCGAAAGCCAAUUCUAAUCCUAAAUCUUAAUCAUUCCCUCUCGUCUGGGAUGGUUGGAGAGAAACAAAGACCAAAUAUUUGGAGGAUUCUGGAGGCGUUAAGAGCCAGAUACCUCCAACGUAGAUCAAUAGGGUUAUUUAAGUUUCCGGGCUCUAUAACGUGAUAAAGCCAAGCGGGAUGUUGGGAGAACAUGAGCAAAGCGACGAUCUAUGUGUCAAUCUAAUUACUAAUGACGCUAAAUACGGAAAAAUUCAUUGGUGAACAGUUCGUGCUAACAAAUAUUUACUACAGGGGUUGUCAACUUAAUUUGCAUAAUUUGCAUGCAUUAACCUUUUUUGCAUGAGAAACAAUUGCAGUCGCAGUAUAUAUCAAGGGAAUUUUAGGAACAAAACUGACGUCAAGGUAACAACAAGAAGGCUUAGAGACUGACGUUCCUGACAAAAGUGGUGGUCUUACGUUCAAUAGCAUUUGGUGCGGCGCCUGCUAACAUGAGCUUAUUGUACUUCAUAAAGUUUACCAUUGAGUACAAACGAAUACCACAAGAACAGUUUAUCAAAACUGGGCAGCAGAAGCAGAAGUUGCUCUAAAAGCAAAAGAAAAAGGAAAAAUACUACAGAUAUGGAAAGUAAGAAUAUGUUUUUAGCCACUGACCGGUUGCUAUUUUUCAAAGAUUCCCCAAAAGACCUUAAGUUUACAGUUGAUUCGCCGUAUUGAUGUCAACUAAUUUAUUAUAAGAGAGAUAACUUAGACCUUCCAAAACCUUAGGUCUAUACAAGUUUGGGGCAAUUAAGUUUUAUAGUCUCUGGAACGAGCAGCUUACAAUGAAUCGCUGGACAUGAAAAACGCCUCUCUGUGCCAAGGAAUUACAAAACUUUUGAUGAAGAAAGUACUACUUGAACAAUAAGUUAACAAUAAGAUCUGAAUGUGUCCAUCAAACCAAAAUUAUGUAGGCGUAAGUCGUGUCAUAAGCGUGAACCAAGUUUGAUCAAACAAUAUCAGUCAGAACAAGCCAUUGCACAUCCUGACUUGUUCAAUUGAGCACGUCAAAGAAGAGUUAGAGUGUCAUUGGCAAAACCAUGAUCCGUAGAUAUCGGGCAGAUAUCGGUUUCCCUAGCUUCUCGGUUAAAAGAGACAGUUUAAGGUAUCAGUCUAGGGAUAUCAACUGAUUCCCUAGCGAUUAGCGUAACCAUGAUAUUUCUAUUCGCAAAAGAAUGCGAAGCAAAUUAUAAAGAUUUGUCUAAAAAAGUAAUUCAUGACAUGGGUACAUAACACUAUAUUUCAUCUCUCCUUUUUGCCAUUUGAAGUAAACAAAAGAUUAAAAUUUUGUAAUCUCAUAAUGUAAGUGACUGUUUCGUUUAAUCCUUUCAGUUGGUUGGAGAGCGCAAAGUAUUUUGUGGUAAGUGAAGAAGAGAAACUUCCUGAGGAAAGUUAAUUUCAAUUUAAAAUUUUAAUGAAUGAACGUAGUCGCGAAAUUUUAAUCUGUUCCCAGUUAUGAAAGCAGAAAAUCCCGAUGAAAUAGAUAGGCUGUCAUUUCAUUUGCCAAUGUUCAAGGAGAUGGGUGAUCAGGUGCAUAUGGAAGUUUCACCCCUCAGGCCUUACGCUGGACUAGCAACAGAUAUCUGUAAAAGAGUCAAUAAUGGAGAUGAAACGGUGUUUGAAGACAUACCUACUGUACCUAAAGCAGGACUUUUCUACUGGAUAACGUUUAUUAUAGAAUAUCCAGGUAAGACGCAAGACGAGUUGUUGGCCUUUUGGUUACAGGAGGCCAAAGCUGCGUUAGGAGGAAAGAAAAGCGGAAAAGUGGUUGACCUGUGGAAAGUAGUUGGGGAAAGAAAGGUGUACAUCCUGUUAUGCGUGGAGAGUCCGUACGAGGUGGAUCGUAUUUCGUUUGACCUGCCUAUGAUGAAGCAAAUGGGAGACUGUAUACACAUGGAAGUCAAGUCCGUCAGGCCUUAUGAAGCCUUCCAUGAUGACCUGAAGAAAAUGGUGGCUAGAUAACUUAGCAGUUGAUUUAAAUUUUGGCGUUACGAACUGCAAUGAAAGGCUGCGUUUUGAAGGAAGAAUGGGAUGGGAAAGGGGUUAAAAACUCCAUCGAUUGUUCUGAAUAUUUCAUGUGUGGUUCCUAGGUAUAUCACUUUUUCUACCAGCUACUUCGAGUGGGCCAGAGCGAACGCAUUGUUUCUCUUGUUGUAGAACUUAAAGAAGUUUAAACCACAAGUUUCCAUUUAGCAAAAGUACCCAUCACACCUUACAAGCAAAUACACUAUUUGUAUGUAUGUAUGUAAAUCUUUACGUAUGAUGGACGAUCCUCGCAGUAUCAUACGUAUCUAA